AUGUCCGUGAAUGCUAGCACGUUCGAAUUCACUGUGCUUGGGUGUUCAGGAGGCCCUGUAGCAGGGAAAACCUGCGCUUUUCUCCUGAAGCCUUCGUCAAUAUCAUUCGAGCAAGCUCUUGAAAAUGAAGUGGAUUGCAUUCUGGCACUUGACGCGGGCGCAGGUGUCGAGACAAUUGCCGAAAUGAUUACAGAUUGCCGAAAAAACACGGCUUCGGUUUCAUCUUACUUUAGUCAACUGUACAACAAUACCGAGGAUCUGAACUACUAUAGCGACAACAUCGGAUUGAUGAACCCUCACCCUUUUGAGGCUGUCUCAAAGAUCUCUGCCAAAUCCAGUUUACAACUUGCAAAAGGCAUACUCAAUUGCAUGUCUGCCUAUAUUAUAACGCAUCCCCACCUUGAUCACGUGUUGGGACUCGUGAUAAACUCACCCUGUUUCACGCGACAAACACCAAUUUAUGGAACUCAGCAGACGAUAGACAACUUGAAGAACCAUAUUUUCAACGGCAAAGUUUGGCCAACAUUGUCGUAUUUGUCCUUCAACUAUCUACAGCCUUGCACUGAAAAUUUCAGUGUCACAGAGUCAAUCGCAGUGGAGACUUUCCAUGUGAGCCAUGGAAUAACGUCAUCCACAGAGUUGUAUAAGAGCUCAGCGUUUUUGUUCACAGAAACAAAUGAUAAGGGGAAACUGCUGUUUUUCGGUGACGUCGAGAGUGACUUAUCUUCAAAUACCAAAUACAAUCAACACAUAUGGCUAAAAGUGGCCGAUCACAUACUCACAAAUAAACUCAAAGCGAUUGUGAUAGAAUGCUCGUCCGUGGACAAGAAACCGGGACAGCCUCUCUUUGGCCACAUGACGCCCACCAACCUGAUCAGUGAACUGCUGAAUUUACAAAAUAUUUGUCUCGAGAAGAAAAAAGCCACCAGACACCCCUUAGCCGGCCUCAAUGUGCUUAUAAUACACGUUAAGGAAACUUUCGACCAUCUCGGCGACCCUCGAAAGCAGGUACUUGAGAGCCUGAGAAGAUGGAAUCAGAAACACGAUUUGCGGAUAAAUUUCACUAUUUGUAUGCCCGGGAUUAGCUAUAUCAUAUAA
Messenger RNA from Ogataea angusta, 1098 nucleotides. RefSeq lists its product as uncharacterized. Gene Ontology annotation, biological process: negative regulation of glucose mediated signaling pathway; cAMP catabolic process; cGMP catabolic process. Gene Ontology annotation, molecular function: 3',5'-cyclic-AMP phosphodiesterase activity; 3',5'-cyclic-GMP phosphodiesterase activity. The transcript has a single exon. Bases 1 to 1098 code for a protein of 365 amino acids. NCBI's taxonomy places the organism in Eukaryota, Fungi, Ascomycota, Pichiomycetes, Pichiales, Pichiaceae. The record is from RefSeq and is a predicted model, not a curated record.